GGGACGUAAAACGCCGCUUUGAGGAAUAAAUAAGGGCAGGGAAACCGAACCGCAAUGGAACAACUCUUACCUCGCUCCAAUUCUGCUUAAAAUACCCCGAAAUGGCUUUUAUCCUUGACGGGGUGUCAUUAGAAGGUUUUUAGAGGGCUUUGGGUAUCUGUUUGGCUACUGAAAGGGACUGAGAAAGUUUGUAAGGAAACGAACUUCAGAGACGGUCAUGGAGGAUUUCGGUUCGGCGCUAGAGAAGAACGUGGCGGAUCUGAACGUGAUGGACGUGUACGACAUCGCCGCGGUCGUGGGCCAGGAGUUCGAGCGCAUUAUCGAUCAGUACGGAUGCGAGGCUCUGUCUCGACUCAUGCCCAAAGUGGUCCGUGUGCUGGAGAUCCUGGAGGUCCUGGUUAGCCGCAACAGCAUCAGUCCAGAGACCGAGGAGCUGCGUCUGGAGCUGGACCGGCUGCGGCUGGAGCGGAUGGAGCGGCUGGAGAAGGACAGGAAACAUAAGAAGGAGCUGGAGCUUGUGGAGGAUGUGUGGAGAGGAGAAGCACAGGAUCUUCUGUCCCAGAUCGCACAGCUGCAGGAGGAAAACAAAACGCUGCUCAACAACCUGUCUGUCAAAGAGUGUCCAAUGACAGAAGAGGAUAUACAGAAACAGGAAGGCAUGACCGAGAGGGAACGGCAGGUGAUGAAGAAGCUGAAGGAAGUUGUAGAUAAACAGCGAGAUGAGAUCCGUGCCAAAGACCGCGAGCUGACGCUCAAAAACGAGGACAUUGAAGCGCUCCAGCAGCAGUUGAACCGGCUGAUGAAGAUCAACCAUGACCUGAGGCAUAAGAUCACGGUGGUGGAGGCCCAGGGUAAAGCGCUGAUCGAGCAGAAGGUGGAGCUGGAGGCGUCUGGUCAGGCGCGGCAGCAGGAGAUGGGCAACCUGCGACAGGAAGUGGCCCGUCUGAAGGAGCGACUUAAAGAGCAGGGCAAGACCAGCACUGAGACGGAGGAGCCUGUAGGACCACCUUCACCUGCACAGGAGGCGAUGUGUGAUGACGACAUGUCCUCUCUAGAUCCAAAUGACCCGAACCGCCCGCGAUUUACCCUCCAAGAGCUGCGAGACGUCCUGCAUGAACGCAAUGAGCUGAAAGCUAAAGUAUUCAUGCUGCAAGAGGAAAUCGCAUAUUACAAAAGUGACGAACAGGAAGAGGAAUUAGGCCCGCCGCUCCCAGACCCGUCUCCUACACUCCGGCCAAGCUCACGCUCCAACUUUCAGCCCGAGUCGGGUAUAAAACGACUGUUUAGCUUCUUUUCCCGCGACAAAACCCGAGGCUCUCAGAGGAGGAUGCCACAGAUGGGUGAUGGCUUCGGCUCAUGGGCGGGGAAAAAUGACGUGGACACAGAACAGGCCCAGGAGGCAUUACAGCACAUGUAACGAACACAACGCUCCACUAAUCGCUAACCUGCACCAUGUGACGGUCCCUUUAAGAGUCACUUUCACAGCACAACCUCCGCAAGCCAAUGAGACUAAAGAGCUCACAAAGGGAACAUGGGGGACAGGCUGUUUAGAGUUACUGAUAGGUUGUGGCCCUCACCUUCACCCAAAGAUACUGUGAGGGAGUUUUAUGUGCCUGUUAUGUUAGAUAGUUAGACAUUUUAUUGCUAUUGCAAAUGACAACUUUAAGUAGAUGACUCGGACGAAUAGACUUCAGACAAUAUUCUGAGAAGAUACCUUCAGUAGAUAAGAUACAUAUCUAUUUUUAAUUCAAAUUGAAUUAUGAGUGAAAAUAUGCACA
This is a messenger RNA of Carassius carassius (crucian carp), 1778 nucleotides long. RefSeq names its product RILP-like protein 1. The transcript has 7 exons. Gene Ontology annotation, biological process: cilium assembly. Gene Ontology annotation, cellular component: cytoplasm; ciliary basal body. Lineage: Eukaryota; Metazoa; Chordata; Actinopteri; Cypriniformes; Cyprinidae. The record is from RefSeq and is a predicted model, not a curated record. Gene Ontology annotation, molecular function: protein dimerization activity. The coding region runs from base 218 to 1417 and encodes 399 amino acids.